UAGUACGAAUCGAGUCGCACUUGGAUCGUCAUCGAGAUUUACGCUCCGCCAAAUACAAUAAACGGACAAAUUUUGAGAGUUCUGAGAUUUGAAAGCGCGAAGUGGGUGUUGCCGUACGCAGUGCGGCUAUAAUUUAAGAAGAAUUCGCUUAAUUUCGGACCAAGGAGGGGACUGUUUGACAGAUCUGAAAAUUAUGGAAGAAGCGGGAAGAAGAAACGAGAAGUCAUUUUCGAUGGAAAAAGUGGAUGCCGGGCGAGCUUUAGGUUUUCCGGAUAAUUCAACAAAUUUGGAAGAUUCCAACGAGUCGAGACGAAGCACACGCGGCACGUGCCUCGCCGUACUCGACCUCGUUAAUCAUGCGCUUAUCGUUGGUCUAACGGCGUACACCCUCUAUCGUUCGUGGGGUUCCAACGUGGUCAAUUUGCACACCAUCUUUUGCACGAUUGGGUACGUCCUGCUGAUGUCGGAGGCCAUUGUCGUGUUUGCCGGUGACAGUGUUUUCACCAAGUUUCUUUCAAGGGGUGCCAAACGCCACCUUCACUGGAUCCUGCAAAUUCUCGGCCUGAUCCUCAUCGUUUCCGGCGUGAUGGUCAUGUAUCGAGUGAAACCGGUGCAUUUCAAGUCCAUUCACGGGAUUCUGGGCAUCACUUCCGCCGUUCUGGCCGUCUUCUUGUCCGUGGCCGGUUAUCCCGUUUUUAUAGCGGCCAAACUUCGAAAUGCGAUAAAACCGGUCGCGAUUAAGUUCGCCCACAACUUCUUGGGUAUAUCAUGCUUCGCCAUCGGGAUGGCAGCUCAGUGUUACGGUUACACUUACAUCUUCAAGUCGGACCUUAAAUUCGUUUUUAUAAUCAUCGUGGUUGCGAUCAUCGCUCUCUCUAUAAGAAGAGCAAUUCCGUCUCUCUUCCGACAAUUCCUAGGCUUGUUCAGAUAAAUUAUUUCUCUCUUUCUCUCUUUAGGGGAAGAGCUUCGAUCGGGGAAUAAAAAUGAGACGGGA
Molecule: messenger RNA, 994 nt
Organism: Apis laboriosa (Himalayan honeybee)
Lineage: Eukaryota; Metazoa; Arthropoda; Insecta; Hymenoptera; Apidae
Product: transmembrane reductase CYB561D2-like
Exons: 3
Coding region: 194-931 (245 amino acids)
Molecular function (GO): transmembrane monodehydroascorbate reductase activity
Source: RefSeq, a predicted model, not a curated record